AUGGCGAAUCGAAACCCUUUCCCUUAUCGUGAAAAGGUAACCGAAGCAGAAGGGAUUGAGAGCGAAGAAUUACAGGACGAUGGUCAAGAAGUCUCAAUAGAUCAAGGAGUCUUACUAGACCAAGGUGCCAGAGUCUCACUAGAUCGAGAUUUAGGCAGGCACAGAGGGGACACAGAUGGAACAGGAGAGGACGCCAUCACUGACGACUUUGGGGGUUUGUGUUCAAGAAAUGAAUUGUUAUACGUCCCGGAUCCCCAUCUCGUGCCAAAAUCCGUAAAAGCAACAUCGCUGGACAGAGCUCUGGCCUAUCUUGAUUCCAUUUCAAAUCACAGGCCUACUGGAAACUACGCCCUUCAACGGUUUAUUCAAUCGCCAACAGUACCAUCAGCCCAUCUGGCAGAGCCUUUUAGCCUAAACACUGCUCCAACAGACCAAGAAUCUAGACAUGAGAUGGACAGACCGAGCGAUUCCUCAUGCUCAGAGCCUCCUGAAAUGAUAAGAUCAUAUUCACAGCCGACAUAUGGAAUAAACGGCCAGAUUGUACAGCUGGGAAAUUCGAAUUACUUAGCAAAGCAUAACCCGGUGUCUCCCUCCCUACCAUCAAGGUCCCGACUGCAGCUGGGCAAUCUGCAACAGCAACAAUUAGAAGCCAGCUCAAUGGGUAGGGCUACACAAUCUCUACCAGGAGAUUUGGAACUUGAACCACGUCCUGGCUAUGGGUCGAAAUCAGAACGGGGAAGUGUAACUACUGGAAUUGGUUCAAGUUUGGACCGACUACGUGCAUUAAGACAGCGAUCCACUAAUCCAUCCACCAACCGAUCCGCUUCGAAUGCGAGUCGCGAGCGUGAAGAGGACGAGUGGUUGAAUGAUGAUCUAGAGUUAUUAGAUUUUGCCCCACCUAUAACGACAAGCCCCAAAGAGGUAGAGUUUCCGAUUGAAGAUAUUAUUAACACCUGGUUGGUGGAUAAUGUAAGCGGGACAUCAUCAGGCCGAGUCAAUAUUACACCGAUGCAAAAUCAUCAAUUUGCACCUGAGCGGUCCCUUCUGCUAGACUAUCCUCAAAAUAUCAUAGCUCCAGAGGGAACGGCUCAAAAUUCUGGCCAGGCAAUAUCAUCGAUGUCAUUUUCAUCAUCUUUCUUGGUAGCACCGCCUGACUCAUCAGCAUCCCGACCCAGAGAACUUUCACAGUUCACACCACCACCGUCAGGCAUGGGAUAUUAUUCAUUAGAGGGACUACCCAGGGCUCCGCACAUUCAAUAUGGACUCUUCCCACCACCUGGAGUACUGCAUUCACAUGGAAUACCAACACCUAUAUCCCAAUCCUCAUUUGGAGUACAGAAUCCAUACGGGAUACAAACACGUAUGCCACAUGUACAAUCCUCAUUUGCAAUUGGGGUACGGCAUCCAUAUGAUCUACAAGCGUCUGGAGUCCCAUCCUCACCUGAAAUGAUAGGGAGACUACCACUACCACCACUACCACCGCCACAACCACAACCUAGGCCACCACCUGGGCCACCACCUGGAUUAAUGGGGGAUAUGCAUGAGCUAUCACCACGGCCGCUUGUGCCCUUCUCAACUGAAUUAAGGCUACUACCUGGAGUACCGAUACCUUCUAUACGGCCUAGUGUAACUGAAAAUCCGAUAGCAAAGAAAAAGAAAAAGGACACGCGCAAAUCGUUCCAGAGUCAACAAUACGGUUCUAGGAAGACAUCUUCUAGCACAUAA
Molecule: messenger RNA, 1725 nt
Organism: Morchella sextelata
Lineage: Eukaryota; Fungi; Ascomycota; Pezizomycetes; Pezizales; Morchellaceae
Exons: 3
Coding region: 1-1725 (574 amino acids)
Source: RefSeq, a predicted model, not a curated record